This is a messenger RNA of Tigriopus californicus, 1884 nucleotides long. RefSeq names its product solute carrier family 22 member 15-like. Bases 29 to 1714 code for a protein of 561 amino acids. Lineage: Eukaryota; Metazoa; Arthropoda; Copepoda; Harpacticoida; Harpacticidae. The record is from RefSeq and is a predicted model, not a curated record. Gene Ontology annotation, biological process: transmembrane transport. The transcript has a single exon. Gene Ontology annotation, cellular component: membrane. Gene Ontology annotation, molecular function: transmembrane transporter activity.
UUUCCAUCAGAAGUAAAACAGCCUUGCAAUGUGCGACAAGUGUAAAUACAAAGAGAGCGACAGCGCCUCACAAUAUGCAGCCAAUCGCGUUUCGGUAGUGACCCAAACCAUCGGACAUAUCGGCAGAUGGCAACUGGAGAAAGUGGCGCUCCUCGGGUUCAUAUUCGUGCCGUUCUCUUGGCACGUCAUGGCCUAUCCAUUACUAUCCCAAGAAAAGGCUUAUUGGUGCUCACAAGACCCAUUUCAAGGAGAGGACAUUGACGAUGCUUGCCAAAGUGUGACCGAGGACUUUUGCCACGAUUGGGACUUCGAGGAAGGACAUGGGAUCACCCUCCAAGAAGAUUUUGACCUGGUCUGCCAUAACGCUCACUUGCUGUCUCUUCGACAGAUCAUUUUCUUUCUGGGCAUGCUCGUGGGGUGUUUAGUAACAGGGUAUUUUUCCGACACGUUCGGUCGAAAAGCGUCCAUGCUUGCCCUGAUUGUGGUUUGGAACAGCGUGGCAUUUUUCCACUUGUUCGCUCACGACUUCAGAAUCUUGUUGGUCUUGCAAUUUCUGUUGGCGUUUGCGAGUAAUUCGGCUUGGACCAUUUCGUGGGUCUGGAUUAUGGAAGUGGUGAGUGGGAAAUGGAAAAUCAUUUUGGGCUGUGGUACCUUCAUUUAUUGGAUCCUGGGUUACGUGUCCAUCCCAAUCAUUGUGUGGUUGUUCCCUAACUGGCGAGACGCGUGGAUGGCUAUGUUCGUUCCCACGCCCUUUCUCCUACUGUAUUGCUUUGUCAUUCCGGAGAGCCCGGUUUGGCUACUUAGCAAUGGCCGGGAAGACGAGGCCAAGGUCAUCCUACAAACAGCGGCUCUCAAGAAUGGACGAUCCCCCAUCAGUGAAAAGCGAUGGCAAAAACUCAUGCAGGAUAACGACUUGGCCGCGACUGAUAACGAUAGGGAUUUUGAGGCGGGCGAUGAUACGUCCUUCUCCUCCAGCUCCUCCUCUACAUCGUCGAGCACGCCAUCAGGAUUGGUUUCCCUCGUCAAAACGCCAAACAUCCGGAAGAGAUCCCUCAUUUUGUUCGCCAUUUGGUUCGUGUGCUCUCUCACAUACUAUGGCCUCUCGCUCAAUUCAGGAAGCAUCGGCGGUGACAUCAACAUCACAUUCACGUUCUACGGUCUCGUCGAGCUUCCGUCCAUCUUCAUAUCAAUACUGAGCCUCCUCACGGCAGGACGAAGAAUACCCUUAAUCCUAUUCAUGCUUGGGGCGGGUCUCAGCUGCAUUGGAGCAGCCUCCAUCCCCUCGGGGUACUUCACAGGGAAUUGGCCAUCAACAGCUUUGGGUGUCAUGGGGAAAUUCUGCGUUUCAUCGUGUUUCCACGUGCUUUUUGUCUACUCAUCCGAGAUUUAUGCCACACCGGCCAGAAAUACGGGAGUGUCCAUGUGCUCAUUAUUCGCACGAGCUGGAGGCAUGAUAGCCCCGUUUGUGGAACAACUGCGAGUGCUGAACCCGUUUCUGCCCGUGGCUGUGUUUGGUUGCUGUGCUAUCAUUGCUGCAUUUGCUGCGUCAUUCCUUCCGGAAACAAAGAAUAAGGUUCUGCCGCAAACCAUUGAGGAAAGCGAGAGCUUUGGAGAUACCGACACACUUUGGAAUGUGUUGUCCAAUUUCAAUAAUGAAAGUUGUCAGAGCUUCCUGGAGCACGGCGAAGGAUGCUCUUCUAACGACACGAUCUAACCUCCAACCCAUAAGCGCAACAAUGACACCCGUACCAAAGCUUUUCAAACAAAAUUUAUCCUCAAGAGCUUUGAAUAGUUCCAAAACUCAUCACUGUAACAUCAAACCUUUUUAUACGUAUAUAGUCAGUGCCUGUAGCUACUAUUGUAAUAUAUCACUUAAUCGAUGGU